Messenger RNA from Pleuronectes platessa (European plaice), 3536 nucleotides. RefSeq names its product cell division cycle associated 7a (gene cdca7a). Bases 89 to 1288 code for a protein of 399 amino acids. The record is from RefSeq and is a predicted model, not a curated record. Gene Ontology annotation, biological process: regulation of DNA-templated transcription. NCBI's taxonomy places the organism in Eukaryota, Metazoa, Chordata, Actinopteri, Pleuronectiformes, Pleuronectidae. Gene Ontology annotation, cellular component: nucleus. The transcript has 10 exons.
UUGUUCACUUCACUUCAGAUCCGAUCAGAGCUGCUGCUGCUCCUCAGUGUUUCUCUGUCUGUGUGCAGGAAAAACUUUGAAUAGAAAAAUGACUCUGACCCGCUCCAAGAGACUGGCAGUUCAGCCUCCUCCGUCCACCAGGAUGAGUCUGAGGAGCUUCCGCAGCGUCCCACUGGUUCCCAUGGAGUCCUCCUCCUCUUGCUCCGAUGACAGCUGCGAUAGCUUCGGCUCAGAUGGAGGCUUUGCAAAUACGAGAAACAGCUUGAGACCGACGAGGAGGACGGCACAGAAACCAGAGGUGGAAACGUCAGAGGAGGAGAUUUGCAGUGCGUUUGAGGAGACUGGCAUCAGCAGGCGCAUGAAAUCCAUGAAUGUGAACUCUGAAGCUCCGAGACGAGGCCGCAGGUCCAACGUGCUGAAGGUUGCCAUGACCUUUCCCAGCAAGAAGGCUCAGGGAAAGAAGAGGCCUGCGUCCGAACCGCUCCCUCAACCCAAAGUAGAGGACUCCGACUCGGAGGAGGAGACGGACUUCAUGGACAAGAGAGCCCUGAAUAUAAAGGAGAACAAGGAAAUGCUGGCAAAGCUCAUGGCCGAGCUGAACAAAGUGCCCGGACUCUUCCCGCCACGAACGCCAUCGUCUGCUUCCUCCACGCCCAGACAGGCGGCCCGGCGACCGACCCCGAGAACCCUGAGGAGAAACCCGGAGCGUCUGUCCCGGCCCCACACACGGUCCCGCACGGCGGUGGACGGACCUCCCAGCCCGACCUCCGAGGAGGAGGCCGACGACAAGUUCAGCCUGGUUCGCAAAAGUCGCUACUUCGAGGAAUAUGAAGAGCCGCCCCGUCGCCGUGUCUGCAACGGCAUGAAGUCCAUUCCCCACGUGGUGCGGCCCGUGGAGGACGUCACGGAGAUGGAGCUGCAGGGGAUCUGCUUCAAUGUGCGAGAGAAAGUCUACAACAGCUGCACUGGCUCCACCUGCCACCAGUGCCGCCAGAAAACCACCGACACCAAAACGAAUUGCCGUAAUCCAGAGUGCCAGGGCGUGAGGGGCCAGUUCUGCGGCCCCUGUCUUCGUAACCGCUACGGAGAGGAGGUCCGAGACGCCCUGCUGGAUCCGGAGUGGCUGUGCCCGCCGUGCAGGGGGAUCUGUAACUGCAGCUUCUGUCGAGCCCGAGAAGGCCGCUGUGCCACAGGAGUGCUGGUCUACCUGGCGAAAUACCACGGCCACGAUAACGUGCACGCUUAUCUGAAGAGCUUGAGGAAGGAGCUGGAGGAGAGCAGCGAGUGAAGCUCAGGGGAAAAAAAAACUGCUGCUGGACCAAACUGUCACCGUCUGUGACCACUUUGACAAACACAUAGUUUAACUACUGUUCGGUUUUUCCAUAGCUAAACAUUACUUUUGGGUUGUGUUGAGAGCUAAAACUUCCAUAGACUGUAUAAUAAGAUGGACGUCAUGACUGAACUAAAAGAUGCUUUCUGUAAUUUCAGUCAUCAUCACUAAAGGCCGAAUUAUAGUCGGGUUGCACGCACGCACGCAUGGACGCAAGACACGCAACACGCCCCUUUCGUGCCCUCUGCGGGCUUGCGUGCGUCGGCCAAUUUUUCUAACUACACGACAAAACGACGCGAGCAUCACGCAGCCCGCAAGGCUUGUGAUUGGUCUGCUUACUACAUCCCGUCCGGAGUCUAGUUUCCGGUUUCAUGCCCCACAAUACGCGGAAAUCACGGAAGAUUUAGAAGAACCAAUAUGGACCAAAUAGAAGAACACUUGGCAGAAGAGAUCCGAAAGUAUGACCACUUGUAUAACCCGUCACUGACUGGCCGAUUUGUCCGUCCAGAAAUAGGCUAUGAGGAGCCGGAGUGCCGAUGUAAAUAAACAGUCGACGAAGAAGAAGACGUCUCUUCUUUGUGUGUUUUGUUUUUUGAAAAAAACGUUACUCCGCCUAGUGUUCUGGCGGUGAAUUGCGUUGCAACACGCGCAGCACGUUAGAGAAGCAUAAACCAAAACGAGUCCGUCGAUGCAGCUGCGUGGCCUUCCGCGGUUGCAGUCGCAGGACUAUAAUUCAGCCUUUAGAUGAAUGUAGGAAUGUUAAUUUUCGGCCAAGUUUAGUUUUAAUUUCCUUUUUUUGAUUACCCACGUUUAUCAAAAUGAGGGUGAAACGUCAUGAUUGACAGAUAAAACUAACUCAAGACGGGUUGAGCACAUGUGUUGACAGGAGCUCGUCGUGGUGGCGUUGGUAACAGGGUUAUUUUACCCUCAUUUCUGGAUAGAGGGAGGAAGUGAAGUUUUGUCGUCCAACUUUAUGUACAGUCUUCACUAGCUCUAUUUCUAAGGCUUUCGUUUUUAACUGACAUCUGAAGGAGGCGUUCCCCGUUCUCUCCAUUUCAAACCUUCCUCACAUUGUCCUCUGUUGUCAAAAGCUGAUCUCUUACAUUAAAGCUGCUUUCAGACAUGCACCUCCUCCUCUGUGUUUUCAGCGGAGGAGGUGCAUGUGCGAACGCAGACGUCUGAGUGAGAGGCUCGGCCGUUUAGACUUUCUCCGCCUCGCCCUGAAGCAGGAACAUUUCUUAACCCCAAAUUGUUGACUGGGGUCGCACAUGUUUGACGAUGACUACAGUGUUCUGUGAUGUACAUAUUCCCUUUCCCCUGAACACGUUGGGGGAGGAAAAACUACAGUUUUAUACCCGAAUCGUCCAACUUGCGAAUACACGGCCGUCUUGUUCGAGUGAUCUACUGUAUUUGACAUUGUUUUAAAUGUAAAUGUGUUCUCAGCCCUGCAAAUGAAUAUGCUUCCAAUGGAUCCAUCUUUGUGCCUUUUCGCUAAUCGGCUUGUGUUUUCUACAAGUCUUUAAUCCUUUUUGUAAAAGUGUAAAUGUACGAGGGGUAAAAAAAAAAAAUUGGGGUCGGAACAUCCUGAAGAAAUGACCCAAUGAUCCGCGGGCCACUGAGGUGCUGCAGGUGUAAAGGGCACAGCCCGGGCUCCACUGCCUCUUCCUUCCAAAACCAGGAGCAACUGUGUGAUGUACUACAGCGCCUGGUUAAAUAUCCUUCAUUAGAUAACUGUCACUAAUGGUGUGGAAACAAUUAGCACGCACCCUAAUGGGAAUCUCAUACCUGUAAAUCAUUUGAUCCUGUUUAAAGCGCGUCCUCGCUCUGCUUCAGUCUCUUUGGCUCAUUUUCUGCCUUCCACUGCUCAGUAGGGACGGUUGAUGGUGGCAAUGGAGUUAUGGCCCACGUUCUCUGUUCGUAAGUGCAAUUCUCCACUCGAAAUGACUCGGAAUUAACCUCUGGGUCUUCUCAUCUUUUUGAAAACGUGCUCCCUCUGUGUGGAGCCUGCAGCUGGACAUGCUCUGAUCAGUGGCCGAGGUUUCUUCUUCACUGUAUCAACGCGUCCUGCUCGUGUUCAUGAGGCGCCGCGUCUCCCAACAGGAAGAGUGAUGCUCGGCUAUCGAUGGGGAGAUCUGUCACCGCGAUGCUUGCUCUGUGCUUACUGGGUUAACUGUACAUUUUCAUUAAAGCGUUAAUCACUGCACAA